GUUGACAUUGUUGCUUCUGGUGAGAAAUGUGCUACAAAUAAGGAUAAACUUAUUGACGACACUUCCAAUGUUUCACUAAAAGUAUGUCCAAAGUCACAAGCAGAUCCUGAUAAUGAUGUUUGUGAUGCUAAAGUUGAAGACUGUAAAUGUUCAGUCCAUUAUGAACAUAACGAGAAAGGUGAAGAGCUGAUUAAAUCACCUGGCAAGCAGGAAUCUCAAUCUGAAAAUGAGAGUGACGAAUCAGAUGUUGUUGAACACGAUGUGAAGGUGUGUGACAUCUGUGGAGAUGCUGGUCGUGAGGAUCUACUUGCCAUAUGUUGCAGGUGCACUGAUGGUGCAGAGCACACCUACUGCAUGCGAGAAAUGCUUGAGAAACUCCCUGAAGGGGAUUGGUUCUGUGAAGAACGCCAAGACGCAGUGGAAGCUGAAAACAAGAGGCCGGAUGCCGAAGAAUUUUUUUGUAAAAACUACUUCCAUGUCACAAGUUUCUGGCAAAAGACUUUCUGACAACAUUGAAGUGGCUCCUCCAGCAGCAAAAAGGCAAACUCUUGAAUCAAGCAAAGGAUCAUCCCAUGUUCUUGGAAGUAGUUUAUUACCUGCACCUGCAGUUCCUAAAGCAGAAGCGCGACACCCUGACCAACAAUCUUCACAGCUUCCAUCUGACGUGGAGUCUGUUUUGCUGCAACAAGUAUUGAAUCUAACACCGGAGCAAUUGAGUUCCCUGCCACCAGAUCAGCAACAACAGGUCAUCCAACUCCAACAAGCUCUUAAGCGAGAUCAGAUGCAACCUGCAUAACAAACAGAAACCA
Molecule: messenger RNA, 809 nt
Organism: Lathyrus oleraceus (garden pea)
Lineage: Eukaryota; Viridiplantae; Streptophyta; Magnoliopsida; Fabales; Fabaceae
Exons: 1
Coding region: 287-796 (169 amino acids)
Biological process (GO): mRNA 3'-end processing
Cellular component (GO): mRNA cleavage and polyadenylation specificity factor complex
Molecular function (GO): mRNA binding
Source: RefSeq, a predicted model, not a curated record